UUAUGUCAGUAUAAACUUGAACCAGGAAGUUACUGGUUUUAAGUAUUUGUCUCUUUUGAGUUGUGACGAUCUCUCGUAUUUUACAGAGAUUUCGGUGUUAAAACAAAAGUGAUGCAGGUGUCUCCCCUGACAUCUGUCUUUAUAAUACUAUAGGUGUACCAAAGACAACAACUCCUAGCAAACAGACUUGUACUUUAUGGAAAAGUGUUUAUGAUAAAUACAGGUGUGUUACCUGUACAAUAACGUGGAAGUUCAGGAAGCUAAAAGCCAAGGACAUUUAGAUUGCUGCUGAAAUGUAAACGUACAAAAAAGAUGUAUAGACCAACACGAUGGCAAUCAUGGAGUUUCGGGUUUAGUGACAUUCCAGAACGACCCAAUUCGCAAAUCAACAUCAGUUCCGAUUCUAUAUAUGAGGAGCAUGAUGUUAUACCUGUCCAUGGUUCUGUAUCCUCGCGAGGUUCGGAUGAACAACGACAGUCAAAAGGUUCUGUAUCCUCGCAAGGUUCGGAUGAACAACGACAGUCAAAAGGAUUAAUGAAAAAAAUUCGGGGAUUUUUUAAACGGAUCAAGCAAGGCGGAAAGAAAAGGAGCGUAACCAAGGAGUAUGGGGUUUCAGACGAUGGAAUGGAAAUUUAUCGAAGAACCCACACCUCAGAAAUACAUACAGACUAUGGCAAGGUCGGUGAAUAUACCAUAGAGAGGACACAGAGUUUUACCGUCAACGAUAAAAUAAGUAUUCGUUCUUCAAAUGCUGGAUCAAGGGCCUCAUUUAACUCGAGUGGUUUUCGCUCUUCAAAUGGAUCAAGGAACUCAUUUUCAGGGAAAUUGAUCGGUUUACUUACCAUUGAAAGGACGCCAACAUUUAACAGCAGCGAUACAAAAGAAAAGGAGUCGCCUGAAAAUACAAGGCGAGAUGUCUCGUCUCAAAGUUCUUUUAAUUCCAAAGUAGAUGCGGACUCUGCAUCAUUACACUCGUUGUCCGAUACAACGUACCAAGACAAACAGGGACAAUAUCGGGACGUUAGGAGGACCGAAAAAGGUAUCCGUAGGAGGACGAUCAACAGAAGACCAAAAAAGAAUAAGUCGCCUGACAGAAUAUGGCGAAAUGUUUCAACUCAAACUUCUCUAAAUUCCAUAGUAGAUGCGGACUCUACAUCAUUACACUCGUUGUCCGAUACAUCGUACCAAGAGAAACAGGAGAAUAAGUCGCCUGACACAAUAUGGCGAGAUGUUUCAACUCAAACUUCUCUAAAUUCCAUAGUAGAUGCGGACUCUACAUCAUUACACUCGUUGUCCGAUACAUCGUACCAAGAGAAACAGGAUUUUCAUAGUGACUGCAAAGGAUUCCCAUUCAAUGUUGCCCGGCUUUUGGCAAUUAAGUUGAAAGUGGAAGAACGUUUCGUCGUGCCAACAACAGAUGCACGUGGAAAACAUACGUUCAUUAUAUACGACAAAGAACAAGGAAGAGACAGAAUCACAACAGAACUCGGGCAAAAAGUGCUAAUCCGAAAUCCAAAAUCUAUACAGAGUGAAGGAAUCGCAAUAACCAACUACUGCAGAGAAAAACGUCUGGACUUAAAACCUACAAAAAGAGCUUCGUUAAAGAAUAUCAUUCAAAAGCACACGGACAAACUAUUCAUAAAACAUAGCAAUAUUAACUUUAUAAGUACGUCUCCGGUUAAAUCUUGGUGGAACGGAGACAUCGUCCGGGAUGAGGCAUGCAUUGUGAUUUACUGCAGUUCAAAGGGGUUUGUUCCUUUUGGUGAAGAAAAAUUUCCAAAGCUACUAACCGUCGGGGAAGUAACUGCUUCAACGGACAUCAGAGAAGGAUACUUUCAGUUUGGUCCCUACGCAUACGCUACAUCAAGGAGUAGUGAUAUCCAUGACAGAUUGAAGAUGGGCUGCCAGUUUGGCGUUGAAGGAGGUUCAUCUUCGGGGACCAUAGGACCUAUCGUGAAUUUAAACGGCAAAAUGGCUUUUUUGACAUGUGCACACAUCAUUUACGGUAUAAAUGAAAAUGGUUACAGGCAUGACGACUCUAGAUACGAUAUAUACAUAGAACAACCGUCGUCGACAAAUUUCGGUUCCACUGGAAAUCGAUGUGGUAAGGUCAAGCGAGCAGUGUUCGACCCAGACUUGCCCUCAAGUGUUGGUGCCGCAGUUGUGGAGAUAACAGAACAGUCACGUCAACCAGUAAGCGGUGAAUUCGCUGUAGAUAACCCGAUCCGGAUGCAACAAGCAGGAUUUGACGAUCUUCCUUACUUUAAUUCUGGAAAAAUUCACAUGAACCCGGACACUAUCAACAGUGACAAGAGAAUGGUGAAGUUUGGGUCAGAAACGCAUGUAACAAGAGGGACUCUAAUCAGCGAGGGAACAGUGGUGACGCCAGUUUCUACAGAGAUGGGAUUAUUUAGCCAAACUGGGAAAAAGGUUCUUAUGAGAAACCAACUGGAAAUUGCCGGAAUAACGAGCCACGGUGCUUUCUUCCAGCCCGGUGAUUCUGGAUCCGGUGUCUUCUUCGUGGAUCGGACGGGCAUGGGACAGGAACUCACUUGCAUAGGUAUGGCCAUAGGAUCGACCUCUAACGGAACCGCCAUUGUGACACCAAUAGUCGAUAUAUUGGAUGCAUUGCAGUUACCGAGAUCACUUUGGCAGUUUCCUUAAAACGGAGCCGCAUCUUCGUCGUUGUUUUCUUUGUUGUGGCUUUAAAGCUCAUUGACAAAAUGUCAUCUGGCAUAGGCGUCAAAAAUAACAAAAAGAUUUGACACUUGCAAAACAACUGAAAUUUUAAAAUGUGUAAGCUGUUUACAUCACUAUAAUAUUGUAAACGCUAUGUUUUAUUAUAGAACCUGUUUCAGAUCAAUGCAUGCUACCAGAAAAUAUUUAACAAUGAAUGUUGUUUAACAAGCGAAAUAAUAAGGUUGGUCUUUACCGUUUAAUAAGUAUCCAUUUAAUGAGUAAUGUAUGUAUGUCCCGAUCUGAUUCGGCUCAAAACUACCUCCUCUUAUCUAUCGUUUCGUCGAUGUAUUAUUAUCACAGUUGAAAUAAAUUCCAGAAAACCCAGCUUUUCAGUCAGUAUUAAACAAACCUUUUUGAACGAAAUGAUCAGUUGAUUCCGUUUUUUGAAACACAACUUCACAAACUGCUGGAAAAUACGUUUAGACCAAUCAUCAAUCAAAAUUGCUAAUAUACCUGAUAGUUGGUCUUAUUCUGAAUAAAAUAAAUUAAAAAGAUAAAAUCAAAAAGCAAUAAUCUUAUUUGACUCCGUGUCUAUACUACAAAAUAUUAAAAACAGGAA
Mizuhopecten yessoensis (Yesso scallop) is the source of this 3298-nucleotide messenger RNA. RefSeq lists its product as uncharacterized. The transcript is spliced from 17 exons. NCBI's taxonomy places the organism in Eukaryota, Metazoa, Mollusca, Bivalvia, Pectinida, Pectinidae. The record is from RefSeq and is a predicted model, not a curated record. Bases 313 to 2664 code for a protein of 783 amino acids.